Bradysia coprophila is the source of this 994-nucleotide messenger RNA. RefSeq names its product intraflagellar transport 43 (gene IFT43). The record is from RefSeq and is a predicted model, not a curated record. Gene Ontology annotation, cellular component: intraciliary transport particle A; cilium. Gene Ontology annotation, biological process: intraciliary retrograde transport. Lineage: Eukaryota; Metazoa; Arthropoda; Insecta; Diptera; Sciaridae.
UGACGUUUGCUGACGGCCGAUCAUAUCAUCAGGUGUUUUGUUGUGUUUGUUGUUUAGCAACCAACGAACAGUAAACAAUAAAAUUAUUCAUCAAAAUGAUGGACUGGGCGGAAGACUUUAAAUUUUUGAAGAAGUCAGCAAAGAAAGGCCGUCGGGCUGGAAACAGUUCGUCGACGGCAACAACAUCGGUCACUUCACCAACGCUGGAAUCACUAACAAUAAAUGAUAAGCCAGAUAGUGGAGGUACGUCGUCAUCAAGUAACAAUAUGAAUGUAACAUCGGAUGAACGGAAUGCAGAUGACGUUGACGAAUACAUCAGAUCGCAGAGAGUGAGACGAACUGGUGGAUGGGCGGAUGAAGGAGUCAAAUCCCCAAAAUCGGCGACCAACGUAAUCGAACAAGAACGAUUCAGUUCCAUCACCAAUACGACCCAUUUCUCUGACGAUGACAUUCCAAUCAUACCAGAUCUCGAUGAUGUGCAGGACGACUUACUCAUGAGCGAUUUGGUUGAAGCUCCAAUUUUGGCAGAAAAUCGAACUGCUACGUACAAAGAGCUGAAUUCCGAUUUGAUGAAACAGGCCGCAUUCACUGCAAUGGAGGAUGUUGAUUUGUCGAUAUUGGGUCGAUGUUUACAAAACGAUCUCGCCGAACCGGACGAGGAAUGGAAUUGGGAUAAAUUGUUCACAGAAAUAUCGUCGGAUAUUCAUGCGGAUAAGCCGAAAAGUGCCGAGGGUCCGGCUACGCAAUAUGUGAAUUAAGAAAGAAACGUUCGUAGAGUGCUGUUUCCAUCAAAUUUGUUCCGCGAAUGAAAUCUACAGCUACGAUAUUGGUCAUCGAUCCCCAUUCUUCAAUGUACCAUCGUGAUAUGUGUCGAUUCGCUUGAUCGGCCAUUCGACGCAAUCCUGAAAUUAGACAUUGCACCAAAUGAAAUCCUGUUGGAAUGAAUCUCAAAUUUAAUGAAAUAAAUGUACCGCCAAAUCGAUCGGUUAACACA